AUGGGUGCCAGACCUCCAUUUCUCUACGAUCCCAUUAGGGAAAAGGCAUUCGACCCUAAGGCCGUCACUCGCGCGAGCCGUACUCCCAAAGCCCCACGUCCAAAGCAAGAUGGACCUCUGGUCUCGUUCAACCAGCACCCAGAUUCGUUUCUGAUCCUUCCCUAUGGAAACAUUAAUGCGUCCCCUAUGAAGAGAUCCAUUAAGAAAUGGAUCAAAUGGACGAGGGUAUUGCAGCUGGCCCUGCGAUGCUUUGAACUACUAUCUGCAGGCGGACUACUGGCCAUGAUGAUUAUGGUCAGAGGAGUUGAGGAUUCUGUUGGUUGGGCUCUGCGGAUUGUGCCUGGUAUCGCAAUCCUCCACACUAUAUACGGCAUAUACCACUUAUCUCGAAAGGCAUCGGGACGGACUCCCGCAUCUUCAAUGUCAUAUAUGUUAUUUGCAGCAUUUUUCGACGCAUCCAUAUUACCAUUUUAUGCAUUUGGCGCCCUUGCGGCGAGCACCCGCCAAUCCUCCUGGAAGAUCAUAUUGGACGAUCAAUCUUUGACGCCCACCUUCGCCAAGGUGGUAUUCUACUGCUCAACUGUUGGAGCGGGUUUGCAUCUGAUAUCUCUGAUAAUUUCAAUAUAUCUUGCAGUCACCUUCCGCAGAAUCACCAGUCUACCGCCCGAUAUGAACCCGUUGGAAGACAAUCUAACAUCCCGCCACAAGCGCAACAAGUCAUCAAUGUCAACGGUGACCACCAUGUCUGAAAAGCGAUUGUCUACACCACUAGAAAGCAAACGAAGCUCGGGAGCAACAUAUGAGGAUUUGUCACGGCCGCCCUCCAUGCCGUUCUUUCACACACGUACUCAGUCCACCAAUUCUUCCUCGACCUACAAAUCAACACCCCCACCAUCUCGAGACUCCCGCAACGAUCUCCCUAGUCGACAAUACCAAGCAGUUUCCAACUCACCACGUUCCUCCGUAGUAGAUCUCAAACGAGCCUCCGGAUACGGUCCUCCCACGCCCCCAAAACGCGCCUCUUACCAGGAAAUUCCCCUUUCAGAAACGGGGUCGCAUCGCUCCUCACGCCCUGUGUCGGAUAUGGCUGGAGGAUGGUACACCUCUGACUCGCUCAGUAAGCCCCGUACACGGAGCUCGUCCCCACGAAAAGGAAACUACCAGCCACUCCACCAACAAUACGGCUCCGAAGACUUGGGGGUUGGUCUUCCCAACCCAUUGGAAGCUAACCCACCGACUCCGCGCCACAGCUACAAUAUAAAUCGCGACUCUCCCCUCACGGAGAUCAGCAAGAACCGUGGUAGUGGAGAUAUUGCAGACAUGUCUUCUGAGCGCGAGGUAUCGCUAGAGCCACUUCGGGAGUCUGGCUUCAAGUCGAGAUAUUACGGGGAUUUGAAACCCGCAACUCCACCUGUUAUAGUAAGCGGGAAUACUAGACAAGCAUCUUCUGGGAAUGACUUCUUGAGUAAGAAAUCUGGGUUUCGGGCUAGGGAUGCCAGUGGAAAGAUUGCGGAAGAAGGUCUUGGUGGGAGUGCGAAUGGAUGGGGGACCAGGUUUAGGAAAGUGAGCGGGAUUUAA
Messenger RNA from Venustampulla echinocandica, 1578 nucleotides. RefSeq lists its product as uncharacterized. Bases 1 to 1578 code for a protein of 525 amino acids. The transcript is spliced from 3 exons. NCBI's taxonomy places the organism in Eukaryota, Fungi, Ascomycota, Leotiomycetes, Helotiales, Pleuroascaceae. The record is from RefSeq and is a predicted model, not a curated record.